Molecule: messenger RNA, 3064 nt
Organism: Calidris pugnax (ruff)
Lineage: Eukaryota; Metazoa; Chordata; Aves; Charadriiformes; Scolopacidae
Gene: SAAL1
Product: serum amyloid A like 1
Exons: 12
Coding region: 40-1458 (472 amino acids)
Source: RefSeq, a predicted model, not a curated record
UUGGCGCCCGCGCGGUUGAGGCGGCGGUGGCGGGCCGCCAUGGACCGUAACCCCUCGCCGCCCUCCAGCGAGGCGGAGGAGGAGGAGGGCGGCGGUGGCGACGCGGUGGGGAACACGGUGUACAGCAAGCACUGGCUGUUCAGCAUCCUCACCCGCCUCAUCGAGGUCAUCAGCCCCGAGAAGACGGAGCCCGCCGUGAGCCCCGAGGGGAUCCAGACAGAGCUGGACGAAGAGAUGGAGAAUGACAUCUGCAAAGUGUGGGACAUGUCGAUGGAUGAGGAUGUCGCUUCGUUUCUUCAGGAGUUCAACGCCCCUGAUAUAUUCAUGGGAGUUUUUGCCAAGUCAAAAUGCCCUCGCCUCACUGAAAUCUGUGUGGGAAUAUUAGGAAAUAUGGCCUGUUUCCAAGACAUCUGCAUGUCCAUUAGUAAAGACGAGAAUCUGGGCCAAGUGUUACUUCAACGUUUGUGUGAUUCAGACUCUCCAACUCUUCUGGAAACAAGCAGGUUGUUGUUAACUUGCCUCUCCCAGCCUGAGGUGGCCAAUGUCUGGGUUGAGAGAAUCCGAGAAAACCCGUCUGUGUAUGACUGUGUUUGCUUUAUCAUGUCCAGCUCUACAAAUGUGGAAUUGCUGGUAAAAGUGGGUGAAGUAGUGGACAAACUCUUUGAUCUAGAUGAAGAACUGAUGUUAAACUGGAUUAAAAAUGGCACUUGUCGGUCUGUGGGACAGUCUGUGGAUGAUUCCCCAGAAGAACUUCCAGAUUUUAAGAUUGUGCCUUGUAUACUUGAAGCCGCCAAACAAGUCCGGUCAGACAACCCGGAAGGACUUGAUGUUUAUAUGCAUAUUUUGCAGCUCCUUACCACCGUGGAUGAGGGCAUUCAGGCUAUCGUGCAGGCUCCUGAUGGAGGAAAAGAGACUUGGAGUUUGCUUUAUGACCUCGUUUGUCAUGAACUUUGCCAGCCAGAUGAUCCACCCAUCAUUGUGCAGGAGCAGAAGACUGUAUUGGCCUCUAUUUUGUCCGUGCUGUCUGCUAUGUUUGCUUCACAGACAGAUCAGGAGUACACCAAGAUGAGGAAAAAUAUGCCUCUGAUUGGGAGCUUGAUUCGUAUCUUACAAUACAUGGAGGGCUGUGGGAAGAGAACUGUAGAUAACUCAAAGGACUCUGAGCAACAAGAGACUGGAAGGGCUGAUCUAAAUGAGGAAGAUUUCCACUUAAAAAUUUUGAAGGAUAUUUGCUGUGAAUUGCUUUCCAAUAUGCUUCAAGAACUGACCAAGGAAAAUACAUUAGAAGGACUACACCAGGGACACUUAAAUGAACAGACAUGUUCCUGUGCAUUUCAGAACCUCUUACCUCUGUAUUUCGCAUCAGUGGAAAGUUUCCUUGAAGUUCUGCGUGAGGCUGAUCAGACACUUGCUGACAAUCUAGAAAAACGUUUUCCAAACCUGAAGGUUCAAGCCUAAGAAUGUACAUGCAAUAUUUUCCUUCUUUGGAAUGAAGAUUUUUGACUGUUUCAUUACACUGUUUCAGAAAUUAAGUUUUCAGUAAAUGCAGAAUGAGGCAAUCUUGUUACCAACACAUGGCUUUUAAGAAAUGUUCCAGGUAGCCCUGGUUAAUCUGGUCUGCACGGGGAAGGAAAUGAGUGUAAAUUCAGUCCUGCAUCUUCCAUCCUGUUUGCUCUGGUGAUAAGAGACACUUGGUUUCUAUUUGCUCUUCUGUUCUUUGAAUAACUGUUGAUUCUCUGCUUUUCAACUGAAGUUGAAACAGGAAAAUGAAUGAAAUGCACUGAGUAGUUUUUUAAGGGGUGCUGGUUUCUUCCACGUUGCUGUUUGCAAAAGGAGGAUUGAUCGGUAGGAAAUCACAGAUGUCCUCUGCCUAAGGAGCUUCAAGCAUCUGAUAAAAACAGAGUUAAAUGAUACUGAAUUGUUUGGGUGUUCUUUCUUUUUCUUCUUUCUUUUUCUUUUUUUUUCCUUUUAGAUCAUACCAGUACCUUGAGCACGUAUUGCAUCUUGCUGCUUCAGAAUCUUUACGCUUCUUCCAUUGAGGCCUGUUCUACACUGCAGCUCCGAGUUGUGGCAUCUCGGUCCUGUGCAGUUUAAAGGAUUUGAGAAUAUGGUUACCAAUGGUCUGUGCUGCAGCUUCCAACCAUUGCAGCCAGUUACCCAGAGGUAGAGUUGUAGGGCAGGUUUGGAUUUAAUCCAUGACAUACUUGAAACUUUCUGCUUUUUUAAAGUAGUCUGUACUUCAGUUUAGGAAUGUAACAUAUCAAGACAGUUCUUUCCUCAUUCACGUGUCUUAGGAUUUAUCUGUGAAUGACAUUAGAAAUGCCAUGUUAGCCUCAGUUUUUCAGGGGAGCUUAAGGUCUUAGGUCACUUGUAGUAAAUUCAGUCCACAGUCUUCUAAAGAUCCCUCUUUUAUAUUAUGUUUUAACUGCAUUACAUUUUUAGAUCACUUGCCUGCAUGCAGUGCAGUUAACGUUUUCUGUGUCUGAAAAGAUGGUAUAGCAGUACAUCAGCUUCAUCCUUUCUGUAAAUGAGAGUGGAAAACAAUUGGUCUUUAAUUGAGAUGUAAAAGAAAAAUGGGAACCAGAGCAUAGAGAAUAACUUAAUACCACAUACAUGCAUUCCCUGCCUCUCUGGGAUUUUAUAGACUUUAAGUAUUGUGCUGGGCCAUGUUUUGUUUGCCCUGAGUUACCUGUACAUGUGGUAAAAUACAGUAUGUGUAUAUGUAUAUAGCCUUUUCAUCCAAACUUCCAGUUUUCAAAAAUAGUGCAAUUUAAUGGCUCUGUUGGGCUGCCAGCAGCAUCUUAGGUGUCGGUACAAAUAUCUGACUUGUGUCACCAAAAAGAAUUGCCAUGGUUUCUAUCAAUUUUUGUAUGCUAUGUUUAUUGGAGAAAACUGGUAACUGUGAAUAGGAUGACAGCAUUUUUCAUACUACUUUGACAGUUUUUUGGAUAUUUUCGUAAACCUACAGAUUUGUAAUAAAUUUUCUUUAAAAAAAACCCAACAAACCUGUAUGCUUUCCUUCAUUCUGAGUGUCAAUUAAAUUUGUUUUCUGAGCCACUGGAAA